AUGACCUACGGCGAGAGGCCCGAGGCGACUCCGGAGCAGAGUCCUGUCACGGCGGGCUUCAAGGCGAACUUCGUCCGGGGCGGGCUCGUCUUCAGCACUCACCACCAUCAUUACUCCCAAGACGUCAUGGCUUGGGCUGGCUUCAUCCACCAGCUGGCCGAGAACUGUUCCGCGUUCAGCAAUGGCACUCCUUACCCUUCAUGGGACCCGGCCUGCAAUGAUGUCUCUCGCCUUCUCAAGCCCGAGCCUGCGGAGGAGGAGAAAGUUGACGGGCCACCACCACCUGAUAGACACCCAGGCCACAAAGUCGGUAUCUGCCUUCUCUUCCAUCUACCAAAGAGCAAAACCGCUCAGCUGAAAGAGCUUGCAAAGCCCGAGGACGGUACAUGGAUCUCGACUUACGACGCCUUUUCCGCCUUCAUGUGGCGGCACAUGACACGUCUUCGAGCCCCGGUGUUCAAAACUCCUCCAGAUUCAAAACUCUUCUGGUGCGAGACCAUUGACAUGCGUCGACGUCUACAUAGCCCAGAGGUGCCCGCUCGUACUCAGCAAAACAUCAUGUACGUGGCCAUGUCGACUACCGCACCCGUGGAACAACCCACGGUAUCGGAGGUCAUAUCAGACUGGCCGUUCUGGCGCAUAGCACGCUACAUACGCCAGUUGACGGACAGCGUGACACAAGAGAGUCUCAACGAAACGCUCAAGAUGGUGGCGACGGUCCGCGUGAAGUCGAGUCUCAACUCGAGGAUCGAUUCGCAUCCGCCCAUGUCGACCAUUGUGGUAGACCACCGUCACGCCAACAUUCCUUCGGCAGACUUUGGCUUCGGGAAGCCGGCGACUUAUCGAUAUCUGAUGGGUCGAAUUUCUGAGAGCGGAGUUCUUGUCUACCCGCCUCGGGAUCCGACGCCUGAGUCAGAUGAGGGCCCGCAGAUUGCCAUCAUGUAUGAGAAGGAACUGGCUCAGGCGCUCAUCGAGGACCCUGAGUGUAACAAGUUCUUCGAAUAUAGGGGUGUUGAUGCCGAGCAUACCGAAGCGUAG
This is a messenger RNA of Colletotrichum fioriniae, 1038 nucleotides long. RefSeq lists its product as uncharacterized. The record is from RefSeq and is a predicted model, not a curated record. Lineage: Eukaryota; Fungi; Ascomycota; Sordariomycetes; Glomerellales; Glomerellaceae.